CUCCGGAUGACUGCCCGAGAGCAGAGAUGAGAAGUCUGUCCGUAUCAGGACUGGAUUCUUUGCAGAUCUGGAACGCGGUUGUUACUUGGGCAAAACUUGGCAAGUUCGUCGGCGAUCCUUCCAAACUCUCUCGAGAACAUACGCAAACGGCGUCCCUCCCGAGCAGAAGCAGUGCGCGUGCGUCACCGAGUUCUUGGAAACAAUGGGCUGGAGAGAGAUCUGGGAACGACGAGAUUCAAAUCUGGAAUGGAAGAAAGGGAAAGGCGCAAAAAAAGGCUCUGCCU
Molecule: messenger RNA, 284 nt
Organism: Mycena citricolor
Lineage: Eukaryota; Fungi; Basidiomycota; Agaricomycetes; Agaricales; Mycenaceae
Source: the annotation of a GenBank genome assembly